Scatophagus argus is the source of this 2489-nucleotide messenger RNA. Its product is annotated as putative beta-lactamase-like 1. The coding region runs from base 488 to 2161 and encodes 557 amino acids. NCBI's taxonomy places the organism in Eukaryota, Metazoa, Chordata, Actinopteri, Scatophagidae. The transcript is spliced from 7 exons. The record is from RefSeq and is a predicted model, not a curated record.
ACCUCUUUCCACAUGAUACUUAACUCUGUUCUCUAAUAUCGUAAUGAAGAGCAUCCAGCAUUGAAUGAGUGAUGGGUGUGUAGAAUUAACCCCAAAAGGAUAUGAGAUGAUUUGAUUGCUGAGGUUGAGUGCUUAGCAGGUUUCGAUUCUACUGCACUUCUUACAUUUGGCUGUGCAGCUGAAUCUCCCUGCAGAUUAUGAUGUCACAGUGGAGUGGGGAUAGAAUCAGCCCUUCAUCUGAGCCAGGGAUCACAGUCAGGAUUAAGUGCAUCUAGGUAGUGGUCUGUAGCCAGUGAAUGCUCAGUAGCAGGGGAGCUGUGUCCAUGCAGUCCUGUUGGCUUCGCCCUUGUGGUCCUCACACAAAAUGAAAUUCCACGAAAUGGAUUUUCGCUGUCUGAAGAAGAACAAGAAGACUGACACUAAAAUAAUGAGAAGCAUUUUUCUCUCUUUUGGCUGUGUCUGCUGUCCAUAACAACCAAUAAGCAAGAUGAAGGUGAAAUGGACCAUGCUGGGCAUGGUUGUCUUCUUUCUGCUCUCUGUGAUCAUGACCUGCUGCUUCAUAUGGCAGUAUAGAAUGACAAAGCUGAAGACAGAAGUGGUUGUUAAAAAAGCAGCAGUAGAAGAGAUGUGCCCUCACUUCCCUGAGCCUGUGCCUCUCCGACAUCCCAUCACAUCACUGAGGGUAGCCUUAGAAAAGACAGAUGUACUUCUAAAGUCGAGGAUUCACACUAGCAGGUUGCCAGCGAUAUCAGCCAUUGUGGUUUUAAAUGACUCCAUUCUGUGGAAUGGAAACUUUGGCAAGAAGAACAUAAGUGACCCCUCCUCAUCUGCACCCAAUGAGUUCACAGUGUACAGAAUUGCAAGCCUCUCUAAGAUCUUUCCCACACUGAUGCUUUACAAGCUGUGGGACGAAGGCCUGGUGGAUUCUCUGGAUGACCCUCUGGAGAAGUAUGUGGGCAACUUCACCAUCAAGAAUCCACUGGGGAAGAGUGGGGGUCCAGCAUCUUCAUCUGGCAGCACCUACAGUGGUCGCUCUCCUGCACUCACCCUGCGCAGGAUGGCUAGCCAGCUCUCUGGGUUACCCAGAAGAUUAAGGUCAACCAAUCUCCUUUGGAGUGGAGAUACAGAGGCAGCCCUUAAUUUGUUACAGGAUGAUGUCCUCGUGGCAGAUCCAGGCACCAAAUGCCACUACAGCAAUGUUGCUUUUUCCUUACUAGCCAACGUCUUGGCCCAGAAAGUGACUGGCUCAGACUUUGAGAGCUGGGUGUCUCACAACAUUCUGGAGAGGUUCAGCAUGGAGGACACUGGUUUCAACUUAACUCCAGCCAUUCAGAGACAGAUGGCUGUGGGUGUGUACAGCAAUGGCCAACCAGCGCCGCUCUACAAUCUUGGUUGGUACCGACCUGCAGGCCAAAUGUAUUCCACAACAGCUGACAUGGCCAGACUCAUGAUGGUUCUUCUGGGUGGUUAUGGUGAAACUCUGCUCCGCCGGGACACCCUAAGUACCAUGCUGACUCCAGUCUUCCGAUGCCAUGGCAGCUAUUUCGCCAACUACACCGGUACACCGUGGGAGAUUAAUCAGCAGUUUGGCUAUGAUGUUGUGAGGAAGGAUGGGGAUCUGGAUGGUUACGCAGCCACCCUCUCCCUGGUCCCAAGACUAAAGCUGGGACUAGUGGUCCUGAUGGCUGGGGUACGUCCUGCAGACCAGGACCUUGUGAGCCAGGCCUACAGCUAUCUCAUCCCAGCAGUGGAAAAGGCUUUCAAGGAUGCUCAACAGACUCUCAGAUCUCCACCCAACCCAGGUCCAUAUGUUGGCUUUUUCACUUACAGGAAUAUGACAUUCUAUGAGAUUAAGGUGGACUCAGACAGGGUGCUUGCCAUGCAGCAGUUUGGACCACAUGUGGACACAACUGUGCCAUCCAAAUACCGAACUGUUCGGCUGGAUUACCUGCAGGACAGGGUGUUCAGGGUGGUGUUUGAGAGCCCAUACCCUUGUAAGCUGAAGGUUAACAGCGCCUCAGUGUCCCUGGAGGCACAGGACAAACAGCUCUUCAACUUUUACCCCUUUAACAAGAAAGGUGUAUCACCUGGUUUUGAUUCCCCAGGACUCAACACUUACAGGGUGACAAGGAUAGCUGGCAGGCCCUACUUUACUUCAUGAAGAAAGAAAUGCAACUCGGAACAAGUUCGGCAUUGUAACUGGAUGUGUCAGGGACAAAUGCAGUGGGAAACUUGAUAUUGCAAACACAUGGCAGUUUCUGAUUGUUGAGACUGUUAGCCAGGUGAGGUUUUAUAUGUUGUUACGGUGAUGGGGUGUUAUCUUGCUUAGGUUAAUGUAAUUAAUUUGAAAUUGUAUUUUAUUAUUAUUAUUAUUACUAUUGUUGUUGUUGUUAUUAUCAUAUCAUUUUUGACAGUACAGAAACAAUGUAUUGCAUCUUCACCAGCUACAUUUAUUUGUUUAUAUUCUUAUUCUGAAUUAUUGACAUAUG